UUCGUUUGUGCCCGCACUUCACCAUAAGCGACAGCAUACCCUCUCCUCUUUCACCUCACACCUCGCUCACAAAUCUCCCCGGAAUCAUCGGCAAUGCAGGGCAUGUCGUCGUCAUCCGCCGACAAUGCUUCCUGAUGCGACAAUCGACAGUGCAGCUGACAAGCUUGCCGAGUUCCGCAAUAACAACGCCCUCAAUGAUAUUCUCGACCAGUACGCUAUUCUCAUUGAAGAUUAUAAGCGUCUUAAAAGCGACUAUGAAGAGGAGCGUGAGGGCAGAGAGCGCUACAAGCAGCUUGCAAGAGGUCAAGAGCGUAAUCCUUUUGCUCUCGUAGUCGUCGACGGAGAUGGUUACAUCUUUGACGAACGCUUCGUCAAAGACGGUGAAGAAGGCGGGAGCAGAGCCGCCAAGCAACUCAACGACACUAUCAAAGAUAGUCUACGCCGCAAAGGUCUCGAAUCCUGCGAGGUCAUGGUCCGCGUCUACGCCAACCUCACAGGCCUAUCAAAAGCGCUCUGCAAGAACGGCCUCGCCGGCGCAGAGAAGCGCUCCUUCUCAUCCUUCACAGCCGGGUUCAACCGCUCUUACGGCCUCGCUGACUUCAUCGACGCGGGCGAGUUAAAAGAAAACGCCGACUUUAAAGUCAAGGCCAUUCUACGCCUGUACGCCGACAACGCCCAGUGCAAGCAUAUUUACUUCGCGGCCUGCCACGACGUGGGCUACGUAUCCGACCUUAUCCCCUUUAGGGGCAACCGUGAAAGAUUCACGCUUAUUCGAACGCCGAGUGUGUUGUUUCAUAAGGAGUUUGACAGACUCGGUAUGAAUGUUGAGGAACUCCCUGGCGUGUUCCGCCAUGUGCCACUCACAUACGCUUAUUCCACUGCGCAAACAAAAGCAGCUCUUGCGUCGUCCAACAAUAUGGGCAAAGCCGUCAGCGCAUCUUACGCAAAUUCUACGAUCAAAGGAAACUCGAAUGAUGGGAACACGGUCUGCAACUUUUAUGCACAAGGAAAUUGCCGAUAUGGCAGCGGCUGCAAGUUCUCUCACGGCGACAGUAAAACAUCCAGUCAGAAUAGCACACCUUCGCCAUCAACCUACGGCACAAGCACAAAGAACCUGACAGGUGAUUGGCGACGGGGCUCCAGCAUCACCAAAAGUAACAUCGAGUCUCUGCCUCGAAAGGAGGAUAUCCCAGAUGGAUGUGUUGCCAUCAACGCUGUUGAAGACCGCCUUGACGCUUACUUGCCCCCGCCUGACCCCGAAGCCGCAAGACGUCUCAAGCUGCUAUCGCAGGAAAAGAAAUUCUGCAAUAAUGCACAGCUGUAUAAUUCAUGCGAGAGCGACAACUGCGGAUAUGAGCAUGCACCAAUUGAUAAAGACCUGCUCCCAGCACUCGAACAUCUGUCACGUUCCGUACCUUGUACGCGUGGUGGAGCUUGCCGCAGAGCAAACUGUGUAUAUGGCCAUGUGUGCCAACGAGCAGACUGUCGCAAUCGAGCUGGUGGGAAAAGCUAUUGUCGUUUCCGCCCACGAAUAUGCACCGCAGAUUACUCCCCAGUCGAUUAUGUUGAGGCUGUUGAUCAGGCUAUGAUGUCCCCGUCCCUACACUCUGAAGAUGUCGAUGGGCGCAAUACCGAGAAUGGGGGGACUAAUCUGUGGGGAGAUCGGUAAACAACAACAAACUACAACGGUAUACCUGAUACAAUGGGUAUACACAUCAACGCAUUUUGGGGAAGAGUAUUAUGGUUCUACCUCGAGGGUCUCAUUAUAGAAUGGCUGGGGCUUGAGGGCGCUCGUUAUCUUGUGGAAUAGCCUUCGCCAGUACAAUAUGGAAAAUACGGAAGGCUGAGGUUGGUAAUUGUUCAUUCAACUGGACAGGUGAACGGGGAUAAUUUGGAUGGGCCGUAUUCAAGAAAAUCGAGUUUGGACGUCUUAUGAAAGGGCACUAGAAUACGGUACUUAGACAAAUAUAAAUACAAGGAUACUAUGGCGGUACA
Molecule: messenger RNA, 1995 nt
Organism: Fusarium verticillioides 7600
Lineage: Eukaryota; Fungi; Ascomycota; Sordariomycetes; Hypocreales; Nectriaceae
Exons: 1
Coding region: 125-1669 (514 amino acids)
Molecular function (GO): metal ion binding
Source: RefSeq, a predicted model, not a curated record